Messenger RNA from Ustilaginoidea virens, 1782 nucleotides. RefSeq lists its product as uncharacterized. The record is from RefSeq and is a predicted model, not a curated record. The transcript has a single exon. The coding region runs from base 1 to 1782 and encodes 593 amino acids. Lineage: Eukaryota; Fungi; Ascomycota; Sordariomycetes; Hypocreales; Clavicipitaceae.
AUGCCGGCCGUCAUGGACGACCCGACCAGCCCCACCAUCCACCGGGUGUCCGGCCAGCCUCCCUUCCCGGACCCAAGCAGUCCCGGACUCCCUGCCGAUAUUGUGCCCUGUCAAGUGACCUUGCGAGAUCGCCAGACGGUGGCCACCAUUGUUCCCUUUGCGUCGAGGCAUCAAUUACCCAGGUCGCUGCUGGUCUACCUCUGCGACCAGCUGAACCGGGAAAUUGAAGGCGGCGACACGUAUCCCAUGACGGACCCUUUUACCGUCGACGGGUUCGCCGAUUACUGGUUUCAGACGUUUGCGGCCGUCAUGCUUUUGGGCAACAUUGGCAGUGUCGACGACGUGGUCGACUACAAGGACUGGGCCAAGGAGUGCCUGGGCAGCUUCUUCAUCAAGCCAAACUAUCCGGGACGGAGCAGCCACAUAUGCAACGCCAGCUUCAUCACCACGGAUGCCUCUCGCAACCGCGGCGUGGGCCGUCUCAUGGGCGAAGCCUACAUCGACUGGGCACCCCGGCUGGGUUACACCUACAGCGUGUUUAAUCUGGUCUACGAGACCAACGUGGCCUCGUGCCGCAUCUGGGACGCCCUGGGCUUCAAGAGGAUCGGCCGGAUCAAAGCCUGCGGGAACCUGCGCAGCCAUCCGGACAGGUUGAUUGACGCCAUCAUCUACGGCCGGGACCUGGCGCCCGGCGAGAGCGAAGAGCUGGUCAGCGAAGAGCGCUUCGACAAGAUCCGGUUCUACCUCAAGUACGGCAAAUACCCCAGCGACGCAGGCCGUGCCGAGAAGAGCAGGCUGCGCAGCGCCGCGAUUCACUACAAGCUCCUCGAGGGAGACAAGCUGAUGUUCAAGGACAAGGAGGUCAUCUCCGACCCUGCGCGACAGUACGAAAUCGCAAGGAACGUGCACGCCUGCACCCACGGGGGCAUCAACAAGACGACUGCCACCAUUGCGGAAAAGUACCACUGGAGCCGCAUCAAGGAGACCGUCAGCGACGUCAUCCGCGCCUGCGUCGACUGCAAGGAGCUGGGCAAGACGACGCCCACCUCCGGAGGUGGCAGAAAGACCGUGUCGGCCAGCACGCCCACCAACGCCUCGUCCGCUCCGCCGGCGCUCGUCGGCGCCGCCAGCAGCAGCACGCCCACCGACCAGCAUCAAGCCGCCGCCGCGUCUCCUUCACACCAACAACCCUCCCCGGACGGCAGCGACAUGAGUGCCAGACGGCGCGUCUUGUCUCUCGAGCCCAGCCACGCCGGUCUCAUCGCCGCCUUACCCCGACCCGACGCCGCUUCGAGCCCGAGCCCGUACGCCAACCCGAGCGACAUAUCCGUGCUGCCGCCUUCGCACGCUGGCCAGACGUCCAGCCACCUCCUGGGCGAUUCCCGCGCCCGCCACCACGACCCCAUGCUCCACGGCCAGCCGAGCGCUCACGACUCCGUCUACCCCAUCGACCCCCAAAUAAUCAGUCACCACGACCAUCAUCACCACCACCACCACCACCAACACCACCACCCAACCCAGCAGGACGACCUGCACUUCGACCACUACCACCCCCAUGCCGACUUUCAGGCCCUCUUGAACGCAACCGAGGACGUCGUCCCCCACCAAGACGCGGAUUCUCCCGAGGACGCGGCUGCGGCAGCAGAGGCGGCUGCAGCUGUCGAUAGAGAUCUAGAGAUGCUGAUUGAGCAUGACCACGUGGAUGACCACGACAGCGGAAUGCAGGAUCUGGACGAAGGGGACAGGAGUGUCGAGCAUUGCAUGGUAGUCUUGUUGGAUUAA